AUGUCUCCCCGUUCCUCCCCUUACGCCGCCUGCUUCCGCCCCUCCGACGAGCACCCCUCCCCUCCCUCCCCCCCGCCUCCCCCCAUGUCCAGUCAAUCCAACCUCACCACCGCCCUCUACCAAACCCCCACCGCCGCCUUCUCCCUCACCUGGUCCCGUACCCUCUUCUCCCGUUCCCUCCAUCUCAGCUCCGACCGCCACCACUCCUACUUCCUCCACCUCAAAUCCUUCGCCUUCUGGAAAAAAUCUGGUUCCAAGCAUCUCCCCGGCUCCCCUUCUCUCCGCCUAUUCUGGGAUUUCUCCCGAGCCCGAUUCGGGUCCGCUCCGGAGCCCCGAUCCGGAUUCUACCUUGCCGUCCUCGUCGACAACCAAAUGACACUCCUCGUCGGUGAUUUGGUCAAGGAAGCUUACGCCAAAACCAAAGCUCUGAAACCCAAAAACCCCCAAUCUCUUGUGCUGAAAAGAGAACAAGUAGUUGCUCAUAAAAUCUACUCCACGAAAGCCAAAAUUGGCGGUAGAAUCCGCGACAUCCAGAUCGAUUGCGGCUACAACGACGACACCCGGCUCUGUUUUGCAUUCGACGAUGUGAAGGUUCUGGAAAUCAAGCACUUGAAAUGGAAGUUCCGCGGGAACGAGAAGGUCGAUGUGGAGGGAAUUCCAGUCCAGAUCUCUUGGGAUAUCUACAAUUGGGUGUUCGGCGACGAGAAGGAUCACGGCCACGCCAUUUUCAUGUUCAGAUUCGACGAAGACGACGAAGAAUUAAGAACAGAGACGCCAUCGUUUCCGAGGAAUGGGAUGGAGCAUUGGUCCAUCAACAAUCACUCCAGAAGAAUGAGAAUGAGUUCCUCUUCCUCCUCGCUUUCCAUGUCGUCGGUGGGUUCCUCCGCCGGUAGCUCCUCCGUUCUCGACUGGGCCACCGUCGAGGAAUCCGAGCUCGGCGGCGGCCCAUCUACCUUCUCCCUUCUCGUUUACGCUUGGAAAAAGUAA
Molecule: messenger RNA, 987 nt
Organism: Cucumis melo (muskmelon)
Lineage: Eukaryota; Viridiplantae; Streptophyta; Magnoliopsida; Cucurbitales; Cucurbitaceae
Exons: 1
Coding region: 1-987 (328 amino acids)
Source: RefSeq, a predicted model, not a curated record